UGGGAGCCUGAUAAGACACCAGCAUACGGUACACGAGCACCCUCCCUCGAUCAUCUUUCUGUUUCUUCCUUUUGGCAGUUACAGAGAGCAGAAUGAAGAGCAUUCAUUUUUUGGCUGGACUUCUACUCCUUAUCGUUGUACAAAGUAGUUGGCAAAUUGCUAUUGAUGACACGGAAGAAAAUUCCAGUGUAAUGUUAGAAGAUACACUAUUCAAUAAUCCAACCUACAUGAAAAGGCACUCAGAAGGAACAUUCUCAAACGAUUAUAGCAAAUACCUGGAGACCAGAAGAGCUCAGGAUUUCAUACAGUGGCUGAUGAACUCAAAGAGAAGUGGUUCCCACACAAGACGGCAUGCAGAUGGCACAUACACCAGCGAUGUGAGCUCAUACAUGCAGGACCAGGCAGCCAAAGAGUUUGUAUCCUGGCUGAAAAUGGGGAGAGGGAGAAGAGAGUAGAGAAGCUCCCUUCAGCAAGAGAGAAGCGCUCCAUACCUUUUACACUGGAAAGAGACACAAUGCGAGACUCUGUUGGCCCAUCCUAUUCAGUCAUACUAUAUUUUAUAAGGAA
Messenger RNA from Neoarius graeffei (lesser salmon catfish), 567 nucleotides. RefSeq names its product glucagon b (gene gcgb). The record is from RefSeq and is a predicted model, not a curated record. Gene Ontology annotation, biological process: response to starvation. Lineage: Eukaryota; Metazoa; Chordata; Actinopteri; Siluriformes; Ariidae. The transcript is spliced from 4 exons. The coding region runs from base 93 to 455 and encodes 120 amino acids. Gene Ontology annotation, cellular component: extracellular region. Gene Ontology annotation, molecular function: glucagon receptor binding; hormone activity.